CGAGGUUUCCCGGAAGCCUGUCAAGGAGCGCGCGAGCCGGCUCACAAUACAAUAGCGCUGUCGGUCGCGUGCUUCUCUGUAACUUAUUUUUGUGUACGGGAAUUCAAAUCAAACUCUCUCUCUCUCUCUCUUCAGCUCAAAAUUGUCGUUUUGUGAGUUUAUGUCAUGUCUUUACUCUGUUAUAACAAAGGAUGUGGGCAGCGUUUUGACCCGGACAACAAUCCGGAAGACGCGUGCACUUACCAUCCUGGAGUUCCGGUUUUCCAUGAUGCCCUGAAAGGUUGGUCAUGUUGCAAGAGACGCACUACGGACUUCUCGGAUUUCCUCAGCAUCGCUGGCUGCACUAAAGGUCACCAUAACAAGGAGAAACCCCCCGAGCCGGUGAAGCCCGAGGUGAAGAGUUCAGGAGAGAAGAAGGAGCUGGAGGAUCUGAAACCGCGCUUUAAUGAAUACGUCAUACAGGCUCCUAAACCCGUGGAGUUCAUCCAGAGACCCAGUGCUGAUGAGCCACUGGUGGAACUGCAGCAGAAAGUGUCUCCGUCUCUGAGACAGGCACUCCAGAACCUCAAACUAGCAGAAUCCAGUCAGAUUUCAGAGAAAGAGGAUGAGGGGAAUGAGGUGAAAAUUGGAACAGCGUGUAAAAACAGGGGUUGCUCUAAGACUUUCUCUUUACCAGCAACUGACCAGGACAAGUGUGUGUUUCAUCCAGGAUUUCCCAUCUUCCAUGAGGGGAUGAAAUACUGGAGCUGCUGUCGGAGGAAAACGUCGGACUUCAACACAUUUCUUUCUCAGGAGGGAUGCAGCACAGGAGAUCACGUGUGGAGGAACGACAGUGGGAAGAAGGUGGUACCGUGUCGCUUUGAUUGGCAUCAGACUGCUAGUCAUGUGACCAUCUCCAUCUAUGCAAAACACUCCAACCCAGAGCUGUGUUCAGUACAGGCCAACAGCACCAAGGUGUGUAUCAGAGUGAUCUUUGAGGGAGAGAAGGAGUUUGAACAGAAUAUCAGUCUCUGGGGGGUCAUUGAUGUCAGCAGGAGUGCCACGAACAUGAUGGCUGCCAAAAUCGAGAUAGUCAUGAAGAAGGCGGAGCCGAUGUCGUGGGCGCGGCUCGAACUGCCACCGCCCACUCCUGUAUCGACCAAUGAGAAGAAAGCAAAGGAGUGUGUGUAGAAGAAAAAAAAGGACUGACAGUGUACCGACUGUUAAGAGAGCUAGCUCAGAACAACACACGCUGUAUUUCUGUACUGUACACACACGUGCACACACUCAUUUCUCGUUUGUGUUCGAUUUAAUCACCACGCAUCAGUUUUCACACUAGACUUUGGCUCCGUCUCAUUUGCCCUUCGCAGACUACCGUUGUUCCUUAAAAGAUGCUAGAGGGGUACAGGAAUGUGAAAACUGUGUGUCAACUGUGUCCCAAAUUAUUGUUGUAUGUUUUGCUAAUUGGGCAAGAUAGCUUUUGAACAUUCAUAGUCCCAUUCACAGAAGCAUGAUGGGUAAUAUAUUCCAGUAAUAUGUUAAUGAGUAGUGAGCUGAUUGGAUAGUCAACAUUAAGACGUUUGAGGCAUUCCUGAACCUUUUACAGAUAGUAAGAAUGUCUAAUAAUAAAAAUAAAAUAAACAAAGGUCUGAUUGUGGGCCUUGCUGCAUUUC
Molecule: messenger RNA, 1652 nt
Organism: Ictalurus punctatus (channel catfish)
Lineage: Eukaryota; Metazoa; Chordata; Actinopteri; Siluriformes; Ictaluridae
Gene: chordc1a
Product: cysteine and histidine-rich domain (CHORD) containing 1a
Exons: 11
Coding region: 166-1170 (334 amino acids)
Source: RefSeq, a predicted model, not a curated record